CCUAGGGUUUCGACUGCUCCUUGCCUUAGAAGGAUUAUUAAUUGAAGUUUCCUAUUCAAUCUCUGCUACUCGAUCCCAAUAAGGUUUCGUUUACCUUACGGACCACAGAAUGGGUGAAGCUAUACCCCAAACCCAAGUAGGCUUAUUUUUUGGGCCACAGGUAUUGGCCCGCUGGUUCAAACCCACCAAAGGAUCUUGCCAAAAAUACUUUUGGGCUCAAACAUUGCCCCCCAGGCCCCGAAAUCAGGCCCACGAAGAUGUAACUGAUUGAAGGGGACUAAAACGACGCGCCGGUCGCUCGAAACGAUGUCAUUAAUGAAGGUCGCAUCCUUUCGUUUGCAAAAAACCUUUCUGUCGUAUCGUUUCCCUCACAAAAUCCCUUAUUUAAACCCAUGGCCGCGUAAGACCCGUCACAUCAGAAACCCUUUCAGUCUCUUAAACCCAGAAAAAAACCCAUUUCUUCCGAUAUCUCCUUCGCAGAAACCUAGAAAUGGCUCCCCCGAAGAAAAUAGUCAUCGAUCAAGAGGAAGAGUCGAACGACAAAGUCGCCCAUACUUGGGGAACCAACAUCGGUGCCUGCAUUCGUCUCCAAACAUCUAUCCAUCGACCCUUGCCCUUCGAUUCUCCGACCACCAAACCAGACUGGGGCCAGCGCCACAAGAUGCUAUUCCGGCCGAAGCUAUCGCUCUCUACGGCCUACCCGUCCGUCGGCCCAUUCCGGUCCUCCGAAAGACUCCUGGAGAUUUCAGUAGCUGGUGUGCCCAGAACCAUCGAGCCAAAAUAGGACACUGGCCGUCCUCCAUCAGUCCAGCAGAGAUUUCCUGGUAUCGCGAAACGCGGGCUCGAGAUCUGGCUCGCUGGAAUGCAGCAGGUAUUACACACACUAUCGAUCUAUGUCCAUCUUCCGUGCGGCGGCAAUCGUUCGCCGCUCGCUGCCUUUCUUUGUUUCUGGAAUACCGCCACCAACACAUUUGACUUUAGAUUCGGUCAAAUGAGUAUUACUCUGCUGGAUAUUCUUGCCAUCACCGGCUUGCCCAUUAAUGGCGAGCCCUAUGUGCAUGGUCAAUUCGAUUCUGUCAACUUCACCUCGACCAUGGCCCAGCACGGUCGCAGCACCCACAGUGGCUCCUACCUGCGAUGGUUGGCGUAUUACAGUCGGGAGCACAACUCGACCGGCGGAAUCGCUUUCCUGGAGUAUUGGCUAUGCAAGUUCAUCUUCUGCACCUCUUCCUGCAAGCCCACUGGUACUUGGACUCUGCUGAAGAGCUUAGUUACGAGCUUUACGCUCCUAACCACUUCGCUCGCCAAUUCGGUCUCGUCCAACUGGUACCAUUUCCUCUGUACAACACCUGGAACUACAACACUUCUUGGCAUAGAUUCGGGCCCCCCACCGGGCCUGUGCCGGCACAAAGUAUGCUCGCGUUGGUUGAUCUUCCAGAUUGGGCUCAAGUUAUCGAUGUCGUGGAUGGGACUGAGGAAGGAUAUGAAGACUAGUGGGAACAGGUCUCCGUCAAUUGCUGGACCCAGCGGGAUGACGAACUCUUUGCAGCCAUCUUUGGAGAACUGAAAAACCCCUACCCUGCCGAUGUUGAAAUGCUCGCUUGCUUCUCUGGGGACGCUACACGACCCCAGCCUCUUCCAAAAACAUAACCGGCCCGAGCCCCUCGCCAAGCUCAGGCUGGUAUCGUAAUCCGCGAACCCCCUCCAAUGGUAAGUAUCUUAGUUCUAUCCUCUAUAUCACUACUUCCUUUUCACUCAUCCUUCGCUGUAUCAGGGAAAUGCGCCACGUUCUGGCAACUGCACAAUCCGUGCUUCCCCGGCCGCUGGCCAGUCAGGAAAGUAGAAGACGGUGAUCGCGGAGCCUGAAGUUGAAGAUUCCUCCUCUGACGACGAUAAUCUUCAAACCGUUGCCGCUGCUUUGGCUCGCAAGUGCAGCCGCUCGGACCCUCGCACUGACCUAUGGGAAGAGGACGAACCAAUCGCUGAUCGACUGGUUCGUCGCUGGUCCUCCGAACAAGCUGGGGAAGGCCCUUCGGCUGCUGGUGAAGGGACAUCUACCACGGCUUCUAGUAAUCUUCCACCUCUUGCCAGCACUGCGAGCGAUGUGCCAUUGGCCUCAAUUCUGGUGUAGGUCAUAGACGACAGUUCGCCCGAAUUGGAAGAAGGAACAGCCCCUUCAGAGGCACCGCCUGAGGAACCGAUCGCCGCACAACCCUUAGCGCAAACAGCGCCUGAUGCAAUUUCCUAUAAAGCAACUCAAGAGCCUGCACGAGCCUCCGGCCGCAGAGAGUCCUGGUCCUGCUGAGGAAACAGCUAUCGCUGCGGAAGUACCUGUCGCUGAUCCUGCUGAACCAAUUGGUGAAGACAUGGUGACUCAGGAGCCUGCCCUCCAUGCUCCUGAAGUGGGAGAACGGGUAAAUGCCGAACCAGAGCCGGAAGCGGUUCCUAUUAUAGAGCCUCAGGAGGCCCCAGCUGCUGCUGCUAUUCCAGAUCCACUGCCUGAGCCCCCUUCCAGAUUGGAAAGGCUUGUUCGCGUCCUCAAAGUGGCCCCUCCAAGAGUUAUAGAUGAAGCGCGGGGUGGGCUACAACGACUUCUGAGCCCCGACAUCUUACUGCCGGGUGCGUCUGCCAGCGCCCAGGAAUACUUGAUGGUUCUUCGCCGCGAGCGAACCAUCACUGAGACUGAGUUCACCGAGAUAUAUGAGCUACUACAAAAUCUCCCUGAGCUGAUUAAUGAGAGAACGGCCGCAACUGCGCAAGCCAGGCAAGCUCAGGCCCACUACCGGGGCCUCGCGCAACAGACAGAUGCUUCUCGCGACCUCUUAGGAGAUAGGGCCAUCCUCGUUAGAGAUUUGCGGAUCACUCAAAAUCAUCUUCGGACCCAAAUCCAGGAACUCCAAGCCCAAUUGACUGCGGUGACGGCCCAGCUUGAACAUGAGGAACCUCUGCUAGAGCAACCCUUAGCGGCCUUUGAAGCAUUGUCUGAAACCUUGGCUCAAGCCCGCGAAGCAGCCUGACAAGCGGAGCGAGCUGCUGCCGAUGCUAGUUUCCGCCUGGAUGAACACUUACUUCGCUUGACCCAUGCGGGCCGAAAACUCUAGGCCUCUUAUGUUAGGCCCUUUUGUGUUGUAUGAAUAAUACUAUAAUUAAUAUUUAAUAUUUAGCCCACUUUGUUUGGCCCAAAUAUGACUUUAAAUUCCGGUAAUUUAUCACCUCUUUAUUGAUAUCGAAACUGUUGAAAAGAUAAUUCCGAAUUGAUAGGUUAUCUCCUCGGAGACUGCCCUGCUUCCCACGCGUUUUCAAUUUCCUUCAUUUCCGAGAUUCUAGCAUUCAAUUCCAUUGAUACUCUCAUUGAUGGCGUUGAAAGUACUUCAACUGCCCAUCACGCGGUUGAGAUUACUACGGCUGGAGCUAUAAAUACCUGCACUUGGGGAAAUCAUGAAGCCAAGCAACCAUGCCUUCUCCAGAGAUAACUUCACGAGCCUUGCUACUUUUCCUUCAGUCUCUAAAAUCUUCCUCCCAUGAUCUCACCCUUAGCCACAAAUCCAUAGGCUUCAUGGCUUAAUCUCAAAACCUAGGUAGGCCUCAUGGCCUAAUCUCAGGUCCAACGGCGUGUCUUUGGUUUCUGGGAAUCUGGACAAAAUCGCCAGUCUCAG
Molecule: messenger RNA, 3656 nt
Organism: Rosa chinensis
Lineage: Eukaryota; Viridiplantae; Streptophyta; Magnoliopsida; Rosales; Rosaceae
Exons: 4
Coding region: 2235-3017 (260 amino acids)
Source: RefSeq, a predicted model, not a curated record